Molecule: messenger RNA, 2221 nt
Organism: Panicum virgatum (switchgrass)
Lineage: Eukaryota; Viridiplantae; Streptophyta; Magnoliopsida; Poales; Poaceae
Product: probable polyol transporter 6
Exons: 3
Coding region: 472-2070 (532 amino acids)
Biological process (GO): transmembrane transport
Cellular component (GO): membrane
Molecular function (GO): myo-inositol:proton symporter activity
Source: RefSeq, a predicted model, not a curated record
UAUCUUGUAGAGGAGAGCAUGCAUGGAAGUCGUUGGCGAGCGAGUCUGCCGCGCGAGCGGCACUGGAUUAGACGAUUAGUAAGCAAUGGAAGCUCUUGGAAUGGAUAGGAUUGAAUCUCCAGGGGAUCAGAAUACUUAAUGACCUGCAAAUACGGCCUACAGUACGCGCGAGCGCUACAAAGGUAAUUGACACUCCAUCUGACAGACCGAUCGAGAUCCGGCCCCUCUACUUCCUGUGUCCAAUUCUGGGAUUUUUCUUUGGAGGCGAUUCGUCUUCCUCUCUGCCGCGGCGGCGGCGGCCGGAAGUUGGCUGCUGCGUUCCCAUCAGAAUGGGCGAUACGGCCGUGCGGGCGGCGGUGCUAAUACAUGGUUGCUAGUUAUUAGCAGCCUGGCAGCAGGCAACCUCAACAGCAAGUGCGUGACGUGACGGCUAUAAGAGGACCUGGAGUGCUUGCCGCUUGACUCGCUUGCAUGCAGUGGCUGUGUGUGUUACGGACACAGCGAUCUGACACACAAAAGAGAUCGCGAGGAGCAGCAGCCAUGGGAGAAGAGAAGCAACGGGGCGGCCAUGCGGGGAAGAGCAAGUAUGCCGUGGCGUGCUCCAUUAUCGGCUCCAUCAUCUCCAUCCUCAUGGGAUACGACACGGGCGUGAUGAGCGGCGCGAUGCUCUUAAUUAAGGAGGACCUCAAGACCAACGACACGCAGGUGCAGGUCCUCGCCGGCAUCCUCAACGUCUGCGCCCUCGUCGGCUCCCUCACCGCCGGCCGCGUCUCCGACUGGAUCGGCCGCCGCCUCACCAUCUCCCUCGCGGCCACCAUCUUCCUCGCCGGCUCCGCGCUCAUGGGCCUCGCGCCCAACUUCGCCACGCUCCUGGCCGGCCGCUGCGUCGCGGGCGUCGGCGUCGGCUACGCGCUCAUGAUCGCGCCCGUCUACGCGGCCGAGAUCUCGUCCGCCGAGAUCCGCGGCUCCGUCACGUCGCUGCCCGAGAUCUGCAUCAGCUUCGGCAUCCUCGUCGGGUACGUGGCCAACUACCUGCUCGCCAAGCUGCCGCUGGUCUACGGCUGGCGCGCCAUGCUGGGCCUCGGCGCGCUGCCCAGCGCCGUGCUCGCGGUCGGCGUCAUCGCGAUGCCGGAGUCGCCGCGGUGGCUCGUCAUGCAGGGCCGCGUCGAGCAUGCCCUCGCCGUGCUCCGGCAGGUGUGUGACACCGCGGACGAGGCCGACGUGCGCCUCGCGGAGAUCAAGAUCGCGGCGGGGAUUAUUGCAGAUGACGCCGCCGCGAGUGCGCCCCACCAACCGAGCAGCGUCGGCAAGGGCGUCUGGAGGGAGAUGUUCCUGCACCCGACGCCGCCCGUCCGGCGUAUCCUCGUCGCGGCCUUCGGCGUGCACUUCUUCCAGCACCUCACGGGCAUCGAGGCCGUGGUGCUCUACAGCCCGCGCAUAUUCAAGGCGGCUGGCAUCGCCACCCGCAGCGAGAUCCUCGUGGCCACCAUCGGCGUCGGCGUGACCAAGACGGUGUUCAUCCUGACGGCCAUCCUGCUCGUUGACCGCAUCGGCCGGAGGCCGCUCUACCUCUCCAGCCUCGCGGGCAUCGUCGCCUCGCUGGCCUGCCUCGGCCUUGGCCUUACCGUCGUCGAGCGCUCGGCGCCGCACCACUCGCCGGCGUGGGCGGUGGUGCUGUCCAUCGCGACGGUGUUCACCUUCAUAGCGUCCUUCUCCGUCGGCGUGGGCCCCAUCACCUGGGCGUACAGCUCGGAGGUGUACCCGCUCCGGCUGCGCGCGCAGGGCGCCAGCGUGGGCGUGGCCAUCAACCGCGUCAUGAACGCCAGCGUGUCCAUGACGUUCGUGUCGCUGUACAAGGCGGUGACCAUCGGCGGCGCCUUCUUCCUGUUCGCGGGGCUGGCCGUGCUGGCCGCCACGUUCUUCUACUUCCUCUGCCCCGAGACGCAGGGCCGGCCCCUGGAGGAGAUCGAGGAGGUUUUCAGCCGCGGGUGGCGUGAACGGCGUCGGUCACAGGCGAUGGCGGUGGAGCUUCCGGCGUCCAACAUCCCCGACGGCAAGGCGCAGCCGUAAUGCGAUAUAUAGAAAUAAAUGUGCAUAACCAAUGUGUUUAUAUGUCAAGAGUCAAGACUUCUCAUGUGGGAUGGAAUAUUCCCAAGGAACUAUGACCCUAAACCAUCUCAAAUAACAAAAGAACUUGUUAACUACAAAAUAUUUUAUCUCA